Molecule: messenger RNA, 9992 nt
Organism: Copidosoma floridanum
Lineage: Eukaryota; Metazoa; Arthropoda; Insecta; Hymenoptera; Encyrtidae
Molecular function (GO): mRNA binding
Source: RefSeq, a predicted model, not a curated record
AUGCAAGUAUCUAUUCAAGAUGCUAGUGAAAUACAGCUUCCAGAAUCCUCACCAAAAGAGGAAAGUGCAGAAAUCACAGAUGCAGCUCUUAUUGAGGUUAAGCUGGAGGACAUUGAGCCUCCAGCGACUCCUGAGAGUACCAAAGGUGAAACUUCAAGCACUGAGGUGGCAAAGACUGAAAGUCCAAAAUUAUGGAAACCAGUGCUUGGUAAAAUUCAAGCAAAAAAGAGACUCAUGGCUUUUGCCAACAAAUUUAAUACAAUGCCAAAAGUCAAUAAGUUAAAAACAAAGAGUGAUAAAGUUAAAAGGCAGGAAAAAAUUUUAGCCAUAGAAGAAAUUGUUAGGGAAGAGAGUCAAAACAAAUUAGCAGCUCAAGAGCUGAAAGACUUAAACGUGCAAAACGUACUACGUGAUCAACGAGCCCGUGAGUUAAAAGAAGAACAGCGUAACGAAAAUCGAUAUCGAAGACGAUUGGACACAUCACCAUACAGAAGACGACAUAGGGACAGAAAACGUAGUCGAGAUCGAAAGUCCCGCAGCAGAUCGAGGCAACGAUCGAGUAGACGGUCGGCAGAAGAGGACGACCAUAGCAGUAAAAGCAAGCACAAGGAGAAAAAAGAAAAAAAAGACAAGCGAGAUAAGGAUGAAAAAAAGGACGAUUCUAAGCACAAGCGGGACGAUUCGAAACGUAAAGAUGAAGACUCCAAAUCAACUGAUAAACAUAAAAAGAAGGUCACUGAGGCUGAUGAUGCCAAAAAUGAUUGCAAAAAACCAACGCAACCGAAGGAUUUGUCAUCAGAGUCAAGCAAAAUUGAGGAUACAAAGAACAAAAAAAAAGAUAAAAAGGCUGAUUCUGAGGCAAACGAAAACACCAAAAAAGAUGAUCCUAAGUUGGACAAUAUCAAAGAAACAGUUCUUGAUUGUAAGCCAAAGGAGUCAAAAAGUGAGGAAUUUAAAGAAAAACUCAUCUUAGAAUCUAAAAAGGCUGAAGUUGUAAGUGAGGAAACAAAGAUAAAUGAAAUAGAUGAAGCAGGCUAUGAAGAAAAAAAUAAAUUAGAAGAAAACAAAGUUGUUGAAAAUAAUAAAAGAGAACGUAAGAACGAGCACAAGAAAGAAGAACCAGAAAAGAAGGAAGAAUCAAAAUCAGAAAGGAACAGAAGGGAUUCAAAAUCAGAAUCAGGUAAAAAAGAGGAGGUGAAAUUAGAAAAAUCCAAGGAAAAGGAUCCUAAAAUCGAGGCCAAACGCAAUGACGAGCGAGAGGAGCUUAAGAAAGAUGAUGCAAGGGACAGAAAAUCGGAAAGAAUUGAUCUUAAAGAGAAGCGUGAAGAGCCUAGAACAAAAGUGCAUAGGGAACGUGACAGAGAAAAAGAUAAGUUAAGGGAGAUAAGAGAGAAGGAAUUGCUCAAGUGUCGUUCUUGGAAAGAUUUCCGGAGAUAUGGUUUUUAUAUUGACGAAGUGGGAUACAUAAGAAGAAGUGAAAGUCUUGAGAAGCUGAAUAAAACCAGAUCCCCACAAGAGUUUGAUCAGUAUUUUGAGCAGAUGCUAAUGCUUUCAGAUAAUCGACAGUUACGAUAUGCAUUUGUGGCUGAAGGUGUAAAUGGAAACAAAGAAUAUCCUCCUGAAACAGUCAGAACAACAAAGAACAAGCCUCCCAUAUUUUAUUGCGAAAAUCCACGAUAUUCAUUGUUUUUUAACCGUCAAGAAAUUUUAAAUGCAGUGUCGCCUCAAAGACGAGAAAAAAUGGAAGACAUUUGCGAAGCGACCCAAAUAAGGAUUAUAACAUCGGAGAAAGAAGGCCAUCAAGAGAGAUUUUGGUAUAAAACAAUGGAUCCCUCAAAAUCAAUAUCCGUAAGAUCCUCCAUCGAUGUGCCAUCUUUUCCACGAUCGAAAUGGGACAGUGAAAACGAAUCAAGCGACAACGAUGAUAACGUUUUUGAGACUCUAGCUGUAAAUCUGGAUGAUUUUGUUUUGACCAAAGAACCGAUUCCUGAAACUGAACAUACCUCAACCGAGUUAGAAACUCAGUUGGAAAAGUUACCACCACAGUUUGACACGAAGUCGCAAACUAGAUCAAAAUCAGUAUCACCAGUGCCACAAAUGUCAGAAAAUUUGCAUCAAAAACCAGAAUCAAAAGAACGAAAGCAAAGUGCAACGGAAGAAGAAUCAGACGAGUCUGUAACAAAAUCAAAAUCCAAACACAAAAAGGCUAAGCGUCAUCCACUUUCGGACUCGCGCUCGCGAUCCCGUUCGGCAUCGCGCUCACCGUCGCCCUCGUCGCCCAAGCGCAAGAAGCGCAAAGAAAGCAAGAAAGACAAGCACCAUAACCGCGAGGAUAAACAUCAUCAUCAUCAUCACCACCACCACCAUCGUCACAAAGAAAAAAACAAGGACAGAGGCAAAGAAAAAAGCAAUAAACACGUGCAGGAGGUAGUUGAGGCUCACGAUGAGGAAGAAAAACAAGUCGAGACAAAAAAAAUAACCACAACAGCUCCAACAAUGGUAACAACAACGGCGAUGGCGACAAUAAUUAGUGCCGAGCCUCCACAGCCGAGUGUCAAACAAACAACACCAGAUCCUGAAAUAGCUGACGACAAGUUGGUGUCGGAGUACGAGCAGUUCAUAAAAAUGGUUAGUAGCGUUGAUCCCACGGAGACAAAUAAGUCGGAUAAACCGUCAGGUAUGGAGUCAGCUGUUUCGUCGCCGUCGACCUUCUACGAAUUUAGUUUAGAGUCAAAGCUCUCGAAAGAUUGUUACAAGCCUGGCUUCAAUUUAAAUGAUGUGCCUAGGUCCUCCGAUGUCAUAUCCAGCAAGGAUUUAAGUGUAUCAAAAGACAGUGUUGUUGUGACAUCAGUGAAAAGUUUGGGGCCAGAAAUAAUUGGUACUAAAGAAACUGAAAAUAUACCUAAGGAGUUAAUGGUGCCUGUUCAAGGUAAGCAGCCUAUGGCGUACGAAUAUUCGAGACUCGAAAUGGAAAAUUACGACCGAGACGAUGACGAUAAUGAUGAUGAUGAGGACGAUGAAGAUGACGGCGACGACGACGAUGACGACGAUGAAGAUGAAGAUGACGGAGAUGAAGAAGAGGAUGGGGAUUCGCGUUCUAUUCCCAGUGACUGGGAGAACGUAAAAAUCAAGGAGGAGAAAGUGAGCGAUGUCGAAGUCUCGAUUCACGUGGACGACACCAACGCCAUUGCUUCCAAACCUGUAGCUCCGGAGAAAGGCAAAUUAUCCAAAAAGAAAAGGAAACGCAAGCGUCGUGAUAGCUACAGCAGCGACUCGAGCUCUUCCUCGUCGAGUUCGGAUUCCGAGGACGCCAAGUCGAAACGACGCAAGCACCGACGCAAAAGGUCACGUAAGGCAUCGACCACCGACUCUGAGAGUAGUGACUCGAGUUCGAGUGAAUCCUCUAGUUCUGAGGAGGUACGGAAAAAACGUAAGAAGAAGUCUGAUAAGAAAAAAAAGAAACGCAAGCGAGUAAAGAAGCUCAGCAAGAAACUGAAACGCAAACGCAAAAGAAAGAUUAGCACGGAUUCGAGCAGCACCAGUGAUUCCGAAGCUAAACAGCCUAAAAAGAAGCGCUCAAGGAAGGUCAAAGCUAAAAAGAAGAAGGACAAAAAAGGAAAACGCAGCUCCGAGGAAAAGUCUAAGAGCAAGUCUGAAAAGUCUGGCGACACUAAGCAUCACAAAGCGGUGAAGGUUAAGGAGGAAUCGAGUAGCAAGAGUAACAAGCAUAAGCAUUCGGAGAAGUUGAUGACAGCUAAACAGAUAAAAAAGUCAGGAAGUCCAGCUGUGUCAAAGAGCCAAAGUAGUGAACACAGUCAGGGAUCAAGUUGGGAAAGCGAUAAUGUGCCUCGGCAGACAUCAAAAGAUGACAAAUCUAAGGAUGUCUCUGAAAAAAAAGAGAGAUUCAACGAUGAUAAAGUGGAGGACAGCAAAUGGUGUAAGGGCAAGGAGGAAAAAAAAGAUGUUGUUCAGCAUGAAACCGACAUCGCGGUAAUGGGUGACUAUGAUGACAAAAAAAACAAGAAGACUAAGAAAGACAAUGAAAUAAAGAUUAUAAAAAGUCAAGUUAUUCCGGAAAACUGGGUUCUGGGUGACAAGCUCCCGCUAAAAUCUAUACCGAGUGAUGAAGAGACUCAAAAUUAUAUCCUCGAAAAAACUGAAAAUUUCAUACUUGAAAAAAAUGACAACUUCAAUCUUGAAAAAAAGUCCACGGUAGACUGGACUACCUUAGAUUUCGAUAUGCCUUCUCUUGUUCAGCUUGAACAGCAAGUAUCCGAGAAACGAGAUAUAUUUGCUAAUGACUGGGAGGUUGACAGCCUUGAUGCGAUUCCAGACUCUACGACGGGUCCAGCAAUAAAAAUAGAAGCCCACGAUGUUAAAACAGAUUUGUUGAAUAUUUCCAAGAUCAAAAAGGUUGAUAAGGAACUAAGGUAUGACAGAAAGACAGAUGCAUAUGUGCCAGUGGAAGUGGAAAGUUCAAAGGAUGGUAAAAAGAAAAGGGAUAAGCGUAGUAGUGCCAUUCGCAUUUGGGAAGAUGAGCAAGAAGAUGCAGAAAGGGAAGAGGAGCUCAUGAUGUCUUUGAGGAAAAAUAUCGAAAUGGAAUCCAAAGAAAAGCCAAGUAUUGCAACAGAGGUUAUAAAGACAAGUGAAGCUACAAGUAGCAGUGGUAUAGUAGAGGAUAAGUCAACACGCCGUAAACGUCGCUGGGAUGUGGAAAAUCAGGUGGAGGAUUUUGAAAAUGCCCCAGCCGUCAUGUGGGAAGUUGAGGGCAACUGGUCAUUAUUGUCACCUUCAACAACAAAGAUACUCGAUUUGUUGAGUGAGAAGUCUAAUGAAAAUUCUUUCAGUAGUCCAUUACUCGAGGCCAUAAGUUCUCGCCUCAAGGAUGAACCAGAUAAAAUGAACUCCUCGGUUCUCCACUUCACUCCACCACCAGGUUCUGAAAUUGACAUUGCUUCACCAGAAGCGCUCCGCCGUAAAAUGCAAGAAAUUGCUUUGCUGGAACAAGCUUUGAAGUCAGCUAAGGAUGAGGACCUGAUUUCUUCUGACUUAAUGAAGAAUCUUAACGAAUUGAAACAUAUAGUUGUAGAUAAAGAUGCUAUGGAUCUGGAGCCUCCACCAAAGAUGAUUGAUCCACCAGAAGUUCAAAAAAUUGCCUAUAUGAAAACUGAAGACGUUAAAGUUCCUCUGCUAAAAUCAAAAGAUGCAGUAACAAAACGAGUCAUAGAAGAUAAGCUAUGGGAAAGCAAGCCAACGACGAUCGACGACGGUUCGGACUUUGGCAUUCCCGUGCUCGCUGAAAUCAUCGAAUCUAAAAUCGAGACUGCAGAUAACUCUUUUGGUGGAGUAUUCCUUGAUAUAGAGAGUAUGAAUUUCGGUACUAGCUUAUCUUCAUCUCAAUCCACUGAAAAAAUAAAAACCGAGUCACUACCGGCAAACGGAGAUUCCAAGGUCGCAUUGAAGUUUGUGCCAAAGCAGGUACUAUCUCGACCGCAUGCCAGUGAGUUACAGUCCAAGUCACUUAUCCCUAACAUUAUUGAUUCAUCCGAAGUGACCAAGAAAAAAGUCUGUGAUCUCGAUAAUCAAGAAAAGCCAAAACCUGCUGUUGAAAGUGCAAAGCCUGCAUCAGAGAUCAUAAAGUCCUCAGUUGAAAGUAAAAAGUCAACUGUCGAAAGUAAAAAGUCGGCUGUUGAGAGUAAAAUGUCAUCAGGUGAGAGUACAAAGCCAGUAGUUGAGAGUGCAAAGCUGGUAGUUGAGAGUAAAAAACCAGUAGUUGAUAUACAGCCUACUGCUCCAAAAUCCAAGUCACCACCACCUAAGAGAAAGAGCCCAAGUCGCAAGGAUCGUGAGGUCGAAAGUAAAAGUAGCAAAAGUAGCUCAAAGAGCACCGAAAAGGAUGGCAAGGAUAAAAAAGAACAUCAAAGUAAGAGUUCAAAGAAGAGUCCAACAGCAUCUGGGGAAUCAAAAGAAUCAAGCAGUAGAACUAGUCAUACAACUAGCCACAGUAGAAGUAGGAGUAAAAGCAGGAGUAGAAGUAGGAGUAAAAGUAGAAGUAGAAGUAGAAGUCCUCGGAAAAAAGAUGAUAGAUCAAAGCAUAAAAGAGACAAAAGGAGCCCUGUUAAGUCUUCUUACAAAGAUUCAAAGAAAAGUUCACAAGUAAGUAAGAACGAUCGAAGCAAAAGACGAUACGAGGAUUGCCAUGACCAAAACAAAAGCAGAGAUAAGCAUUAUGAUCCUAUGGAGGUCCUUAGAGAAAGAAAUUAUGAAAGCGAUAAGAGCCGGAGUACUAGGUCACGGAUCGAUGACGAUACAAAAUCUCACUUAGUUAGUUCAUAUGCAAAUGAAUACAGUUAUGAUCGUAAAUCACGAAGAGACGAUAGCUUGGAUAGGGAUAAGGGUCAUCCUCGAUCUAAUUCAAGUGCCAGAAAGAUCAGGCGAGACAGACGAAGCAGCCGUUCGCCUGAUUCCCCCCUAUCUCGCCGCGAUAAACUAGCUCCGCUGAGAAAAACCCCGCCGAGAAAAUUUUCACCACCAAGAUUAUCGCGGCGGUCGCCACCAGAACGACGACUGAGGUACCGGUCAAGGUCGAGAUCGAGAUCGAGAUCGAGAUCGAGAUCAAGAUCGAGGUCUUGGUCACGAUCGACGAGAUCAAUAUCAAGAUCGCGAUCCCGGUCUAGAUCUAGGAGUAGGUCCCUCGAAAGGUCGCGGUACAGAAACGAUCUGAGGCCGCUCGACAAGUCUCGACGCUCUAGAUCAUUUUCGCCCAUUAGAAGCCGAUACUCCUCUGCGGCAGACCGUCUCCUCAAGUUUGAAGAGGAAGAUAUUCGGCACCUCAACGAAGGUCUUCGUCCAACUUCAGUGGGCGAGUCAUCCUGCAUAACGCCAAUAAGACGUCGCAAUGAUACCAUCAUCCAACUCACUGGUGAAUCUCAGGAAGAUCAACCACCUGUACGUUCUCAGAUUCCUUCUAUCGGCCUGACUAUCGACGAGUCGACUAGAUCGUCGUCACGUUAUCGUUACUCCAAUGAAACUGGUGGCGAAGCUCCGUAUGAUACUUACUACCAGAGCAAAAAUUUGACCUAUCCAAAGAUUGUGGACGAUCCGUCCGCGUCUCCUAAACGGUUGUCCCUUGAUGACAGGCUAGAGCUUGAGCUAGGAAUUAAAAAGCAGUCUCCUGCAAACUUUGAUUCUCCAGGCUUUAUGUCUAAUAUUCCCGGGUAUCCAAAUGUACCUCCAGGACAACAUCAUCGUCAUUAUGGACGACAUCAACCAAUGAUUUUACAGGUGGGCAAUGUGCUACAGGUUGUACCAACGGAGUACCCGCAACGGCCAGAAAAAUCGACACCCGUUACAACUGCCAAUCAAAUACUUCGCGUGGGCGAUGUGUUGCAGGUUAUACCAACGGCUUGGCCAACCAAGCCAUCACCGCAGCAGCAGCAGCAGCAGCAUACACUGCCAGUAGUGUCAACGGGAAAUAGUGUAGUAUCUCCGGUAGUGUUGCCAGGUGUAAGGUUCCCGACACCAAUGACGGUUACUCCCAACGCGUCACCAGCUAUUGCCACGGCUUCACCACUGUCACAUCCUUCCGUGAUCCCGGUAGUUCUACCACCAACGGUCAAAGCAUUACCAACGGUUGUCAUACCUGCAGCUCAAAGCAGUCCAGCUGUUGCUCUUCCGACACCGAAGCCACCUCCUCCUGAACCGAUAAUCCAGCCAACUUACAAUUACGAAGCGAUCCUUGAGCUUCGUCGUCAACAAAAGGAAGAGCGCAAACGUGUCCGUGAAAUAAAACACAAAGAAAAAGAGCGUCGUCGUUUCGAGCGAGCCAAGAGACGCGCUGAAAAAAUUCUCGGCAAAAAUCCAAGUAGCUUAGCUUCUUCGAGUGGCGCUGUUUUCACAACCAAUAGUUUAAUUGCAAGUCUCGUGGGUAAUUCUGUAGAUGAGAACGAAGAAACGGGCGCCGAAGAUGGUAAUUUAGAUGAGUUGAAGAAUUUGGUUGUGAAAAAUGAGGUCGUUGUAAAAACCGAAGAAAGUGAAGCAGCGACUUCGUCGGCUCAGGAUGGAGAUGUUGGCGAGGAAGAUGAUGAUAACGAAGAUGAAGAAGAAGAAGAAGAGGAACAAGAACAAGAACAAGAACCGGAGCCAGAAGAGGAAGAAGACAAUGAAGAACAGGAAGCCGAAGAAGAGUUUAACAACCAAGACAACAAAGAUGGAAUCAAGACAGAAGUUUUAGUCAACCCAGCUAUGAUUCUACCACCACCUGCUAAAGGCAUUCUCAUACUUCCGGGCUUUGGACAUCUUUCUAUGACAAAUGGAAUAUUGAAUGAAUUAGAAGGUGUAGAAACAAAAAAAGAGGACGUGGAAAAGCCUGAUGAGCUGCAGCUGACAACAAUUGCCCUAAAAGUUUUAGAAAAGACAAAGAUUAAAAAAUCAGUGCAAUUUGCUGAUGGCAUAAGGCCAGGUGAAGGCACAGAUCCCAGUGGUAACGAAGGAGAUAUGCCUUCUCCACCGCCACCAGUGGAGAAUAUACCUAAAGAUGAUAUAACGCUUGAUAUCUCUAAAAAAUUGCGAGUUAAAAAAUUAAAGAAAAAGCAGAAAAAGCCUCCAAAAGUAAAGAAGAAAAUAAAGGUAAAGAUUAUCAAACUGAAGAAACCAAAAGUCUCGCCAUUGUCGGCAAUGCUUGAGGACUCAGAUGAGGACGAUCGCUCGCCACCACCACCACCUCCAGGUUCGCCACCACCUCCUCAUCUUUGGCCAAGCUACCUACAGGUUUAUGGAAACUCGAUCAUACCAUCGUCGACGAACAGUACAAAAUCGUCCACCUCGACUUCCUUAACCGUUCCAAGUUCAAACGUCGCAUCAACGCUGCCACCUACCGAAGCACCACCGACGCCGUUGCCUCUACUCGUACCGCCUCCGCCACUUAACUAUUCUAUACAGCCGUGCAGCAAGGCCUAGGACUCUGUGCACUUUUUUUAUUUAGUUUGGCGUCAGAGACCACAGGAAACACGCACAUUUCUCAUACUAGCUGGUAAAAGUCAUCUCGCGUAUUUAAGUUUUGUACGUGCAGAUUAUGUUAAACGAGUCAACUUUUACUAGGCUACGUGCUAUUACGCAAAGUGACUGUGCGAAGAAAAUGGCUGGUUUAUUAUAUGGAUUCAACUCCUUUCGUUAAUCCGUGAUUUAUUUAUGGCAGGUAGGCCACAGAGAGACUUUAUAAAGUAGAAAAUACAUUUUUUUUUCGUUGAUAAUUUUGUUAUUUGAGUUGAAAAGAUAACUCAAAGAUUAUCUUUUGAACAAACUGAAUCUUCAGACUUUUUGGUUCUUGCUUAUAAAAGAUCUUAUGAAUUUUAAAAGUCGUGAAGAAUAAAUACUUUCGAAUUCUAUUACUUCUAAAAAAAUUUGUAUGUACGCAAUUAUUUUUCCUAUUUUAUGUCUUAAAAGUAUGAUACAAAGAUCACUUGAACUGUAAUAGUGGUCUUUAAUACACUUUAAAUUAAUCACACAAGUUUUUACGAAGUAAAUUUACUCUGGAUUAUUUUCUGUAUACUCAUUGCUACUUGUGUGAGACAAGAAAGCCGAAAAGUAUUGGUUUCAUAGCGAUAGUCAAUUUUAAUUUAUAUUAUAGGUACACAAAUGACUUCAUGUAAAUAGUCACUAUAUUCAUACAAAGCAAUACGAUAUCCUGUUUGUUGCUUCAGCGAUUGUUUGUACAUUGACAUUUGUCACAUUAUUAUUGAUUUUUUUUUUUUUUUUUUUAAAUGACGAUUUGCAUCCAUUUGGCGCAUGUAAUCACAUUUGAAACGAACGUGUUGUAUUCUGUUCGUGAUUUAUUGUUAUUUCUUUAUUCAUCGUUUGAUUAUAUUUUAAGAAUGCUAUUGAUCAUAGUAGAUGAAUUUUCUUAAGAAAAGUAAAAUUUUAGUAACGUAUUCAUAACGGUAUUAAGCGAAAUUUCGUGCUUAAUACAAAUGUAUACUGUGUAAAUAAUAACA